GGGGCGCCGCUGAGGCCGUUUGAAUUCCGAGCCAGCCGCCAAACUCGGACAAUAACAGCCCGGGUCGCCGCCGGGGAAGUCGCAGCAGCCGCUCGCCUGCUCGCCCCUCCUCACCUCUCUCUCCCGUGUUUCCAGCUAUGGACUCGCUGCCGGGGGAAGACCCCACCUUGCCCUUGGAGUUCAGCGGCAGUGUGAAUAUGGCCAAAUUUCUUGAUGUAUCGGGAGAUGAAGUCCGAAUUCGUCUGGGAGGUGAUGGAGCAUUACCAGAUGUGGCGGAAGACACAGUGUCACCAACUAGAGCACGGACCAUGAAGGACUUUGAAAAUCAAAUAAUUGAGCUGCGAAAAGAGAAUUUCAACCUGAAACUGCGCAUAUAUUACCUGGAAGAGCGCAUGCAGCAGAAAUUUGAUGGUCCCGAUGAAGACAUCUACCGAAUUAACAUUGAACUCAAAGUUGAAUUGGAAAGCUUGAAACGAGAACUGCAGGAGCGAGAGCAAUUGCUCAUCAAGGCUUCUAAAGCAGUGGAAAGCUUGGCUCAAGGUGAUGCUGAAAUCAAGCGUCUGAAGGAAGAGGCUCAUAAGGAAGUCCAGCAAGUGGAGGAAAGCUUGAAGUGCAAGAUAAGCCACUUAGAGGAGGAUCUUAAGGUGGCGAAGGAAGAAGUAGAGAAAGCGUUUGCAAUGACGGAGCAGGAGAGAGUACUAAGACUUGCAGCCGAACAGCAACUUUCUUUGAUUACAAAUAGGCAGUCAAAGGAUCUGGAUGUGAUGACAGUGCUUGAAGAAAAGGACAGAUGUAUUGAGCAACUGAGUCUGUCUCUGAAAAAUAAAGAAGCUUUAAUCCAGUGCUUGGAAGCAGCAGAGUCCAGAAAUAGAUCUUUGGAGGAGAGUUUGUCAGAAGAAAAAAUCCAAGAUCACCCUGGUGCUUUAGUGCUUGAGAAAGAGGAGGAGCUGGAGGCUCUCAGAACAGAAUUCUACAAUGCAAAACAUGACUUGGAAAAAAAGAUCGCGUCACUCCAGAAGGAACUUCAUGAACGAGAGAUGGAGCUUUCUGUCGAAAAGAUAAAUGCUUUGAAACGAGACAAAACUAUCCAGGGAUUAGUCCUUGCUGUAAAAGUGAAAGAAAAGGAGAAUGAAAAACUUUGCUCUGAAAUUGAAGAUUUAAACACACCAUUGGCUGAAGCCACCCAGAAAAUUCAGAUGCGGAAAUUCAAGGGUGUUGAAGAUCCUCAGACUCUCUUGAUGGAAAAAGAAAGUCUCCUGGCGGAUUUGCGUUCUGAAAACCUGACCAAAGAUCUAGAGAACCAUAAUCUUCAAAGGAAAGUUAAGAAGACCGAACAAGAGUUGCAUGAUUUGAAUCUUGAGAAAGAGACAUUGGUAAAGGAACUAGAAGAGGCUCAGCUACAGAAAAGUAGAAGUGACAAAGCCAUUAAUGACCUUAGAAACCAGCUAGAGAAAUUUCACGAUGAAAUGGCUGACAAAGAAAAGGCCCUUGAGCUUCAUUACAGUGUUCUUUUGAGUGAAGGCAAUCAGAAAUUGCAGAGCCAGGAAUUAGUCAUCACACACCUCACAGCCAGCAUUGCUCAGAAGGAUGAGUUACUCCAGAAACUUGAUGGAGUGAUUAAAGAAAAGGCCAUGGAGUUUCAGACUCUUUUAAAAGAUAAAGAGGAUCUUCAGAAGCAGAACGAAGAUUUAGAAAAGGAGAAGUGUGCUGCCCAGUCACAGCAGCUAAUGAUCCAGAUGAUCCCAGAUUUAGAGAAAACAAAGGAAUCUGAAUUUGCAGGAAUAAUGGAAGGUCUACAGAAAGAGCGUGACAUUUUUUCAGCUCUAAUAAAGUCACUGCAAGAUACCAAUAGCAUAAAUAACGUUCAAGAAGAGUUGCACAACAUUUCUGUGUUGCGUAAGCAACUAGAAGAUGACAUCUUAGCUAACUGGAAUUUGCGGAGAGUGCUGGAAAGUCAAAUCAAAGCUAACAGAAGAGAAGAGGAAACCAUAUCUUCUUGGGGAGAACAGACGUCUUACAUGAGCAUUUGUUUAAGAGACCAGGGUGGUUUGGAGUUGCAGUUGGACCAGCUGUCUCAUGAUGAGCUUAAGAGAAAGGUUGCUGAACUCCUCUCAGUCGUGAAGGAGCUGCAUUUGGCAAAUCAAAACCUAAAAAAAAAUCAACUUGAAAUCUCCACAUUGAACAUUGUGGCAAAGGGAAGUCAGGAUACUCUAGACCAGAGUGAGUUCCUUGAAAGGACAGAAGAAAGUCGGACUCUGACAGAAGCUUUCAAUGACCAGACAAACAGCCAGAGUGGCCAAUCUACUGAGACACCCAAUGAGCAGGCAACUCCUUCGGAUUAUUCGGAUAUACAGUGUCUGAAUCUAAAUAAGCCUGAGUUUGAACAUGAGCUGGCUGAUGGCAAAUGCUUUGGCAGAAGCACAACAGGGGAAAAAGGCGAAGCUCGAGAGAGUGGUUUGCUCAUGUCUCUUUUAAAUGAAAAUGGAGUGGCACUGCUUGGAUCUAGAGAAGAACAAAUACAAAUUGCAAAUAACCUGUUAGAUCAUCUGAACACAAGCGAGCAAGACAGUUCAAGUGGCCAUCUAGAGAAUAAAGAUGAGAAAGAUCUUAAGCAACUGAUUAUUCAGCUAAGAACUGAACUUGAGCAGCAAAGGCAAGCAAAUAAAUUCCUGAAGCUGCAAGUUGAAUCCAAAUCUACUUUGACUGAGGAAGAAGGGCUUGAUCCCAAAACAAUGCUACAGAUUAAUGUGGAUAUUGGAUCAUCAAAAGCUAAAGUGAAAACUGUAGCUACUCAAACAGGGACUGUUGAAGGUAACAUCGUGGGACUGAAACAUGAAGGCCAAAUAGCAAGCUCUGAAUACAAAGCAGCAUCUGCAAGAUUAAAUGAAGAACCUUGGUGGGAGAGAGCCUCUGUGAAGAGUGAACAGCAAGAGAUCCUUCGGCGUACAAGGAAAAUGAACAAAAGUGAUCCAUGCCAGCCAUUCAAGAAAUCCUGUUUGCCUGUUUUACUGAAAUUAUCCAAGUCAUUAGAAAGCAUCUCCUUAAAGGACCCUAUCUGGAAGCCAGACAUGCAACUUCAGCAUCGCAUCUUUGCCUUGGAUGAAGAUCUGAAGGGAAGAAUUAUGCGGCCACGUAAUGAUGAAUUGCAGCCAAGUGAAGUUGUGAGUGAGAGAUCUGCUCAGGAAGGGAUAUUACUAGGAGCUGAGUCAUUGAUCAGAGUAAAUGGCUCUGAAGUGGAUGUCACCUUGGUCAGUGGUGAUAGCAAAGGCGAAACAGCCAAGGAUCUGAGCAGCAGCCAAGAAACAGAAACUACCACACCUGAGUCAAAGCUUGCUAUGAAAGAGCUAAAUCAAGAGUUUGCUUUCUCAGAGAAGGAAGAUGUUGAUGCAACUACCACAUACUCAGACUCUAGGAGCCUGCUUUCACUCAGCUUAAGAAUUACAAGCAUAGAUGCAUUUGACUAUGAAGCUACUGAUGACAUUGAAGAAUUGAGACAAAUAAUUAAGAUUCUGAAGUCUGAACUGGCAAAGUACAGGAUGCUGAUGAUCCACUUUGAGCCUGCCAAGCAACUCCCUUCUGGUGAUAUUUUAAGUACAACUCAGAAUGAUGGGGAGCUGCCCACGCACCAUCAUUUUCUUCCCAUAAUAGAUGCCAGUAGACCAGAGUUGCAGACUUUUUCUGAUGAGCAUCUGCAAGAGGAGCCUCAAAUCCGCAUCAAGGAUCUCACAUCUCAUGACUUGGAGCAACAAAAUGAAAAAAAAAUUCAAAAGCUGAAGGAGCUGCUGUCAGAGAAUGAGAUGGAGUUGGAAAAAGAGCAGAUUGCAAACAUACAUCUUCUGGAUGAGGUGUGCCGUCUGCAAAAUAAACUUAAAGGAGUUUCACUGGCUAGGCACGAUUCCCCAAUCCACUCUCCAGUACAUGAGCAGUCUUACCAGCGUCAGAAGAUUCAAGAGAUCCACAGCAUCUGUGCAACUUACCGCCAGCACCUGUCCAAUUUGAUCAGAGCUUUUGAGGAGCUCUUGCAGGCCAGCGAAGUGGAUUAUUGUGUUGCAGAGGGCUUUCGCGAACAGCUGAAUCAAAGUGCCCAGCUGUUUGAGAGGCUGGAACAGCAGUGUCUGUAUGGAGAGUCAAUAGAUGAUGAGAUGACUCAACUGUGUGGCCUUGCACGAAGUUUAUCUGACUUGGAGAUGCCACAAAAGCCAUCCUCUUUGGAAUCCCCCCAGCCUGAAAAAGAAGAAAUGGAGGGCAAGAGUGAAAACCUGGCAAUCAUGCCGGUCAAAUUCCCCCCAGAGUUGUUGAUGGAGCAUCUCCAAGAAAUACGAAUGUUGAGGCACCAGCUUGAGGAAUCCAUCAGAACCAACGACCGGCUAAGGAAGCAACUUGAGCAACAAGUGUCAGACUCUGCUCAGGAGCAAGGUUCUGCAAACGUUUGUAUUCGUGGCUCGGAGCAACAUAAUUCCCUGACUUCUGAAAUUCAUUUCCUGAGGAAGCAAAAUCAGGCUUUGAAUAUGAUGCUGGCAAAGGGAUCUCAAGAGAAACAAAAGGAAAAUGAAAAGUUGAGAGAAUCCCUGUCGAAGAAGCACCUUGCUGCCGAGCGCCUUCACAAGGACUACGAGCACCUCAAGAAGGAGAAGGAGAAACUGCAGAAGCAGCUUGGGAAGCAAGAGGAAGAAAAUGGGCAUCUGACUCAUGAUAUUUACAGCGUUAGAAAUGAACUAAACAGGCUGCAAAUUGAGCUGAACGCCAAACAGCAUCAGCUGUCAGAGAACGACAAAUUACUACACUCACUGCAACUGGAGCUGAAGGUAUACGAAAAGUUAGAUGAAGCAAUCAGAAGUCAAAAAGAUCUUGGCCGUGACGGAUCGGAUGAAUGCUGGAAAGAUCAAAACCAUCCACUUGACUUGCAUGAACUAUUGACUGAAAUACAGAACUUCAGAAUGCAGCUUGAAAGGAGCAUCAAGGCAAACAAGACGUUGCAUGAAAAAUUGGAAGAACAGCUUUCCAGAGGAAAGAGAGAGGGAGACAGCUUGGGGUCAACUGUAAAUAUCGGCUGCCUUUUAAAGCAAGAAUUGCAGCAUUACACUGGGAUAAACGAUCUUAAAUUCUCUUCUAUGGACAGCAAUGUCAUUGAAUUGCAACGGAAGUACGGAACCUGCAUAGCGCCAUGGAAUGCAGAUACAGAGCUGGCUGUGGAUAAAUCAGACAGUUCCUCCCGAUGCAACUCACCAGCAAACCAUUCCAGUGACCCUUGCCUUGUUCCCAGCCAUUGUGUGUGGGCAGACAAAAAUGGCCGGCACAUCCUUGGCUUGAUCGAAGAUUAUAACUCUUUACGGAAGCAAAUCUUGGAAGGGCGAAAAAGGUUGUCUGAGCUGGAACUUCCUCUGAAAGAAGCAGGACUUCAGGAACUGGGAGUGACGGUUCCACAGCUGGCAUUCCUGAGCAGGCUUUCUACAACCAUUUGUGCAAUCCAGCAUAACCUAGAAGAAGCUGCUCGUUUGUUGAAGCUCCUUUGGAGAGUCUCCCUCCCAAUGAAAGUUGUCCACAAUGUCGGUUAUGCGUUUCAGGAUGAACACAUGAAAGCAGAAAUAAAGAAGCUCCAUCGGAAACUGGCCGAGCAGGAAAAGAGGCUGCACUGCACAGUCAAAUGCUUACAUGCUACCAACCAGCUGAAAGAAAACAUGGAGAGAGUCAUCAUUGAUCAGUUGGCUUUAACUCAUGAUGUCUUAAGGAAGGCACGAGGAAACCUUGAAGUUCAGCCAGCUGAAAACAAGACAUCAGCCUCCAGCCUCAGCAGGAAAAGGGUUUUGUGAAGUUCUGCUUCCCCUAAUAAAGACCAUUUCCCCCCUACUGAGCCUAUUCUUUUGACCUUUUCUUUGGUCUCAAGGCCUUACUGCUUAGUUUACUUCAAGCAGGUUGUCCUAGCAAGGCUGCCAGGCACCCUUGCUAGAAAAACAAGCCUCAGAAAAACCACUUGCUUUAACAUAUAUAACCAAGUUGGGAUUCAAAUGUUGAUGGUGACCACAGCAAGAUGAUUAAGGACAUAAUGGUCAGGGACUUCUCUUUUCUUCCUUUCUGGGUCCCUACCCGCCUUCCAGCUGCUGGAAAGCUUCUCUUCUGUAUGUUUUUUGAAUCAUGGUACGAAAUGACAGGGCAAAAGGAAAACUCACUGCCACAGCUUCAAGAUGGGAGCAAAAGACUGGGUGGGAGUAAUUUAAUUGUGCCUUGGUGGUUUGCUUGAUGUGUUUGUUUGUUUGUUUGUUUGGGUUUUUGUUCUUUGUUCUUUGUUUGAGUUGGUUGUUUUUGGGGAAUGUGAGAUACCAUGAAUAAUAAUCAUAUUGUUAAAUGCAUUGUGAUUAUUUGCUUGGAGGAUUUAACUGAAAACAACCUGGUGCACCACACUAAGCUUCUAAUCUAGAUCAUCACGUCAGUCUGAUAAAAGGUUGGAAUCAAAUGUUCUGUUUUGCAAGACUAACUCCUAGCUGUUCUUUCCCCCCUUUUUGUCACAGAAUGUUACAUCUUCGAAGCAAAGAUAACAUUUUAGCCUAUGGGAAUUGGCCAGCUAAAAGUACCCUUGACCAAACACAUCUAGCUCAAAACCAAAAAAUGUGUAUGCUUACCCUUUAUUUUUGUGCAUCCAUUUUUAAGACUGUUUAUUCACAUGUGGAAUAAGUUCCCCCCUUUUCUUCACAGUGUGUGUGAAAAGCACCAGAGCUACCUCUCCACUUAACUGAAUGGGGCAAUCUCCCCACUCCCAUUGUGGAUGGAAUAGUUUUGCAUCAGAGCUGCUACUGCUGGAACAUCAAGGUGAAAAUUGGGUUGCAUACUCUUGCAGUUUGCAGGAGUUGCUUUGCUUAGCUUACCCUUGACUGGAAAAAGUAUAUGCAGCUGUGAGGACCUAGGAGGAUCUUCAUAGCAGUAUCUCCCCCUGCCUCAAGGACAUUUUCCCCCAGGGAACCUAUUCCCCUGUGGGCUUUAGAUAUCAGCAGGGAUGGCUAACUUGUUGCCCUGCAGGUGUGGUUGGGCUCCAGCUCCCAUCAGCCCCAGCUAGCAAGGUACACAGUGAUGGAUGUCGCUCGCAAUCCAUCUGUCUCAAAAGACAAUGGAGUGUGCCUCCAGGGUUGAAGUAAAACGGCUGCAUCAGCAGCACUAAGCUAUCCUCCCUAGGGUGCAAGCCUGGGCAGUGUGUAUGGAGGUCCUGGGCUGAUCAAAUGAAAAGACCCCCCCCCCCCCGGCCUCUUUUCUUCUCCCGAAGAUAUCCCUUCCCAGGCUGAUGAGCCCUACCUUCCAUCUUCUGCACGUGCCGAAACUGCCUUCUUGACCGUUUGACCCACUCUUAGUCUCAUCCGCUCAAUCCACCAGAGCCUGUCUUCACAUGCAGGGGAAGUCCGUAACUCACCCAGGGUUGGAGACCCAUAGGCUACCCUCAGCUGGUUUAGCUGGGCAGUCAAAGCUGUUUCCCAGGGUGUGGCUACUGCUGCAUGUUGACAGCUUCUAGGAGCCACAGGUGAGAGCUGAGUGCAGGGCAGGGACCAAAGGAGGACUAAGUAUAUUGGAAGGAGCAUGACUGUCCCCUAUCAGAGGUACUACCACUCCCCUAACACUGCAUAAAGGGAUGGUGGGAAUUGAAAUCCAGUGAAUAUCUGCAGGUCCUCAGUUUAGCUACUGCUGCUCUAAAACAUUCCUUUCUAGGUGUUCCUUUUAGAUAUAUUUUAGAAAAAUAUAUGGAAUGUGGGUUGUUUUCUGUGUAUAGAGAGAGUAUUCACUGUAUCUCUGAAAUAUGUGUUGUUUACUGUAACCCUAUGUCUUUGUAACUUGAUUUGCUGUUUUGUAAACUGCCCUGUACUACAUUUGGGGGGGGGUGAGAGAAAGACAGGGUAUGAAUCUGAUAUGUUCCAUGUAGAAAGCAACAGAAUGCUAGACUAGAUGGACUUGUUCAUCAUAUCUAGCAGGGCUGCCUUUAAUGUUCAAAAAAUGGACUUUCCAAUACAUUUUGCCUUAUUUAUCUCUUCUCCCCAAAUUCAAACAGUGUUCUUCGGAGGGUGGGGAAUAGCAACAUCUGGAAUAAAUCUUAGUAAUUUGGCUACAUUAAAUUGCCAUAUGGGUUGGUAUUUGUUGAUCCCCAUUGCUUGGUGCACCUAGAAAUGCUCUAUGGAAUGGUGAAGUUUAACACACACACAAAAUGCCAGUGAAGCAAAAGGGAUGUGUUUAACUGAAGUUAUUUUUCUUUUCAUUACAACUGUAGAAACUAGUUUAGUUAAUGUUCCAAGUUGGUAGAUAAAUGUUAUAGGGCCUACCAGCAAGUAAGGAGACCAGAAGGUAGAGAGAAGACAUGUAUAGAUUGCCUACAAGGAAAGGCCUGUAUGGCUUUUCCAUGUUUCUGAAUCUUGAUGGCAGACUUGAUCCAUUUUUAAAGCAAACCUUCAGUUUGCGCCACAGAAACCAGAGAUGCAAGAGACAGCUUCCAGUCAUCCAGAAGUUGUUUUCCUUCUCCUGGCAAAACCAGCUCACCUCCUGGCUUAGAUUGCUGCUGCCCUUCUGUCUCCCACUAUUCUCCAUUGCUUGGGGGAGGAAGCCGUGGCCCUCCAGACAUUAUUAGAUUCCAACACUCUCCAGCCAAUAAGGAUGAUGGUGUUGCAGUAACAUUUGAAAGACCAGAGGUUCCUGAUCCCUUCCUUCAUCGGGCUGUUAUAUAUAGUAUAGCACACAAAACCAUAUUUGUUUUUCAGUAAUAAAAAAUCUUUGUUUUUCAAUAAAAUGUUGAGGAUUUAUGUUCA
Messenger RNA from Podarcis muralis (Common wall lizard), 8774 nucleotides. RefSeq names its product CDK5 regulatory subunit associated protein 2 (gene CDK5RAP2). Gene Ontology annotation, biological process: establishment of mitotic spindle orientation; microtubule bundle formation; centriole replication. Gene Ontology annotation, cellular component: microtubule plus-end; pericentriolar material; microtubule organizing center. Gene Ontology annotation, molecular function: gamma-tubulin binding; microtubule binding. NCBI's taxonomy places the organism in Eukaryota, Metazoa, Chordata, Lepidosauria, Squamata, Lacertidae. The record is from RefSeq and is a predicted model, not a curated record.